GAACGCGACAUUUCAGCAGCAGGACAAGAAAGCCAUGUUGUCGUUCAGCACUGGAUCUAUGCAGACUAUGUACCCACCCGACGGCCUCAACGGAGACAUUAACGUCACACUGUGGCCCCUACAGAACGGCGUGCUUCACUUCUGUGGGUUCCAGGUGCUAGCCCCCCAGGUGUUCUGGUGUCCGGGACACRGCCCCCCCGCGAAUCGUACAGCCAUGCUGGAUGGCUGGAGGGCCAGGCUGAAGACCCUGCUGGUCGAGCGACCCCUGACCUUUGCCCCCUGCGAGAUGUUUGACCUGACCUUCCCCGGGGGCUUCGUGCUGCGGCCGGAGGUCAGGGAGGAGCAGAGCACCCGCCCCCACGGCAUCACCACCGGACACCACCUGGGGAAACCACUCCCCCCUGACAACCAGCUGAAGGCUGAUAACCCCUCCCCCCUGACAACCAGCUGAAGGCUGAUAACCCUUGGAUAAUUAUUUAUCCAAUAGAACCCAGAGAGUGUUCUUCAGGGGAAGCUUCUCUAACAUCAAAUAUGUAAAGUGCGGUGUCCCUCAGGGCAGUUGCCUUGGGCAGUUACUCUUCUCGAAUUUUUCAAAUGAUUUGCCACUGGUCUUACACAAAGCUAGAAUGACUAAGUAUGCAGAUGAUUCCACACUUGACACAUUAGUAUCAGGUGAUUAAUAUUAAAAACAUUCUCUAAGA
Messenger RNA from Salvelinus sp. IW2-2015, 701 nucleotides. The record is from RefSeq and is a predicted model, not a curated record. NCBI's taxonomy places the organism in Eukaryota, Metazoa, Chordata, Actinopteri, Salmoniformes, Salmonidae.